AUGGACAACUGGGAUCGAAAGUUAACUAAGUCUGAAAGGCAGAGAUUUAAAGAAGAGGCUGAAAUGUUAAAGGGUCUUCAGCAUCCCAAUAUUGUCCGGUUCUAUGAUUCCUGGGAAUCCACAGUGAAAGGGAAGAAGUGCAUUGUUUUGGUAACGGAGCUCAUGACAUCUGGGACCCUUAAAACGUACCUGAAGAGGUUUAAAGUGAUGAAGAUCAAAGUCUUAAGAAGCUGGUGUCGGCAGAUCCUAAAAGGACUUCAGUUUCUACACACUCGCACGCCACCUAUUAUUCACCGAGACCUUAAGUGUGACAACAUCUUUAUCACAGGUCCUACCGGCUCCGUGAAGAUCGGAGACCUGGGCCUGGCGACCCUGAAGCGGGCUUCUUUUGCCAAGAGCGUGAUAGGUACUCCAGAGUUCAUGGCUCCUGAAAUGUAUGAGGAGAAAUACGACGAGUCCGUUGAUGUUUAUGCUUUUGGGAUGUGCAUGCUUGAGAUGGCCACCUCUGAAUACCCGUACUCGGAGUGCCAGAACGCGGCGCAGAUCUACCGCCGUGUGACCAGUGGGGUGAAGCCAGCAAGUUUUGACAAAGUAGCAAUUCCUGAAGUGAAAGAAAUCAUUGAAGGUUGCAUAAGACAAAACAAAGAUGAAAGAUAUUCCAUCAAAGAUCUUUUGAACCAUGCCUUCUUCCAGGAGGAAACAGGGGUACGGGUAGAAUUAGCUGAAGAAGACGAUGGAGAAAAGAUAGCUAUUAAGUUAUGGCUGCGUAUUGAAGAUAUUAAGAAAUUAAAGGGGAAGUACAAAGACAAUGAAGCUAUUGAAUUUUCCUUUGACUUGGAGAGAGAUGUGCCAGAAGAUGUUGCUCAAGAAAUGGUAGAGUCUGGGUAUGUCUGUGAAGGUGACCAUAAGACCAUGGCUAAAGCUAUCAAAGACAGAGUGUCGUUGAUUAAGAGGAAACGAGAGCAGCGGCAGCAGGUGCGGGAGGAGCAGGAGAAACGAAGACAGGAAGAGAAUGGUCUCCGGCAGCAGGUGGAGCAGCAGUCGAGUGCUUCCCAGACCAGCGCCCAGCAGACCCCUCCUGCUGGCACCAGCGCACCUACGGCCCCCACCACCUCUGCGUCCGUGUCGACACAAGUUGAGCCUGAAGAACCCGAGGCAGACCAGCAUCAACAACUACAGUAUCCACAGCCUGGUGUAUCUGUGCUGUGUGAGUGUUUGGGGUUAGCCAUUUCCCAGCGGCGUAAGAGCACCUCCUUCCUGGAAGCCCAAACUCGCCACUUCCAGCCGCUGCUGAGGACAGCUGGCCAGACCCUCCUUCCACCUGGUGGCAGCCCGCCUAACUGGACACCAGAGGCUGUGGUCAUGUUGGGUGCCGCAGCCGGCAGAGUCCCUGGAGAGCUGUGUGAGUUACAGGUCGUCCCCGCCUUUGAGCCAGCUCCAGCAUACGGUGACUACAGACCAGGCCUGGUGCUACCAGAAGAUGCUCACUAUUUCAUUCCUCAGGAAACAGUGUAUCUAGCUGGGGUCCAUUAUCAGGCCCAGGUGGCAGAACAGUACGAGGGCUUCUCCUACAGCUCACCAGUGCUGUCAGCUCCUGUGAAACAGAUUCCCGAGCAGAAGCCAGUGCAAGGGGGCCCCACCCUAAAUUCCGUCUUUGACUUUCCAUCGGGGCGGGCUUUCCUGGUAGGACACGUUCAGAAUUUGAGGUUAGAGUCUGCGUUGAACUCACCAUCGCCCCUCUCUAGUUCUGCACCUAACAGCACAGACGCUACACGUCUAAAAUUCCACCCUGUCUUUAUUCCUCAUUCUGCACCAGCUGUGCUCACUCAGAGCUCUGAGGGCAGAAGCCACUGUGUAUUCGAAUUUCACGCCCAAACACCAAGCUCCUCUUCGGGAGAAGGAGGUGGGAUUUUACCUCAACGUGUCUACCAAAAUUUCCAGGCUGCAGUGGACUCGGGACAGGAAGACACACCUUCUCAGUCGGUGGGGUCACACAGCCACCUGCAGCCCGGGACCGAGCAGCGGGGCCACCCUGUCCCUGAGCUGACCAUUUCUAUGGAAGAGCCUACUGGACAGAACUGGCCGAUAGGGAGCCCAGAAUACUCCAGUGACUCUUCACAGAUCACUUCUUCAGACCCCAGUGAUUUUCAGUCACCUCCCCCUACAGGAGGGGCUGCUGCACCUUUGGGCUCGGACGUCUCAUUAUCCUUUAUCCGUCUGCCUCAGACAGUGUUUCAGGAGCCCCCGCUUCUCUUCUGUUUCCCCCAAGGAACCACAUCGCAGCAGGUCUUUCCUGCCUCGUUUCCCUCAGGAGGAUCUGCACCCCACCCACAGGCACAGGGACAGAGCCAGAGCCAGCCGUCCUCAAGUGGCUUGACAGGGGCUCCAUCUUCCCAAACCACCCAGCAGCCUCCGCAGGGAGUUCAGCAGACAGCCGCCCCCCAGCAGGCUGUGCAGUAUACACUUGCGCAUGUGGUCCCCUCCAGCGAUGCUGCUCCCGCCCAGCCCACGGGUCAGCCUCCAGCUCCAGCUCCAGCUCCAGCGUCCGCUGGAAAACAGCUUCCAGUUCCCCAGCCAGUGCCAACUAUCCAAGGCGAACCUCAGAUCCCAGUCGCAACACAGCCCUCAGUUGUUCCAGUCCACUCUGGUGCUCAUUUCCUCCCUGUGGGACAGCCAGCCCCCACCUCCUUACUCUCCCCGUACCCCGUCUCCCAGAUCCCCCUACCAACUCCUCAUGUGUCUGCGGCACAGACGGGCUUCUCAUCCCUUCCCAUCACAAUGGCAGCCAGCAUUAAUCAGCCUCUGCUCACCUUGGCUUCAUCUGCUACGGCAGCUUCUAUCCCGGGGGGAUCCACUGUGGUUCCUAGUCCGCUGCCAACCCUUCUGCAGCCUGUCACUCAGCUGCCAAGUCAGGUUCACCCACAGCUCCUCCAACCGGCAGUGCAGUCCAUGGGAAUACCAGCUAACCUUGGACAGGCUGCUGAGCUUCCUCUUCCCUCUGGAGAUGUUCUCUUCCAGGGCUUCCCACCUCGACUGCCACCACAGUACCCAGGAGAUUCAAAUAUUGCUCCCUCUUCCACCGUGGCUUCUGUUUGCGUCCAUUCUACAGUCCUAGCCCCUUCCAUGCCAACAGAAGCAAUGGCUACACCAGGUUACUUUCCUCCAGUGGUGCAGCCUUUUGUGGAACCAAAUCUUGUUCCUAUGGGCGGUGUAGGCGGCCAGGUUCAAGUGUCCCAGCCAGCCAUGAGUGUAGUUCAACAACCCCCUACUACUACAUCCUCCCAGCAAGCAGCUUUGGAGAGUGCUCAGGGGGCUGCCCAGGCGGCUCCUCUGGAGCCAGUUUCAGGUGCGCAGCCGCAGCCUGCCCAGCCCGUGACUGUGGUUUCCUCCAUAGACAGUGCACACUCAGAUGUCGCUUCUGGUAUGAGUGACGGCAACGAGAACGCCCCCUCAUCUGGCGGGAGGCACGAGGGGAGAGCGACAAAACGACACUGCCGGAAGUCUGUGAGGAGUCGCUCACGGCACGAAAAGACUUCCCGCCCGAAACUGAGGAUUCUGAAUGUUUCAAAUAAAGGAGACCGGGUAGUGGAGUGUCAGUUAGAGACCCAUAAUCGAAAGAUGGUUACCUUCAAAUUUGACCUGGAUGGCGAUAACCCAGAGGAGAUAGCCACGAUUAUGGUGAACAAUGACUUUAUCCUAGCAAUCGAAAGAGAGUCAUUUGUGGCUCAAGUGCGGGAGAUUAUUGAAAAGGCUGACGAGAUGCUCAGUGAGGACGUGAGUGUGGAGCCGGAGGGGGACCGGGGGCUGGAGAGCCUGCAGGGAAAGGAUGACUACGGCUUCUCGGCUUCUCAGAAAUUGGAAGGAGAGUUCAAACAACCCACUCCUGUGUCUUCCAUGCCCCAGCAAAUAGGGGUGCCUACCAGUUCCUUAACUCAAGUUGUUCAUUCAGCUGGAAGACGGUUUAUCGUGAGCCCUGUUCCUGAAAGUCGAUUACGAGAAUCAAAAAUUUUCACCAGUGAAGCAGCAGAUACGGUUGCUGCCUCUGCGUCUCAGGGUCCUGGGAUGAACUUGUCUCACUCGGCCUCAUCCCUUAGUCUCCAGCAGGCCUUUUCUGAGCUUAGACAUGCCCAGACGUCGGAAGGGCCCAACACAGCGCCUCCCAACUUCAGUCUCACGGGACCAGCCUUUCCUCCAUUCCUGGGUAGCGUUGCUGGAGGCCCAGCCGCAGCAGCAGCUACUCCUUCAGCGUCAGUCCCAGGAACCAGCAGCCCUCUUACUGACAGUUCCACCGCAGUGAUUCCGUCUGAAGUCACGGUGCCCACUGACAAAGGAAUUGCCCAAGUCCCCACCAGCACAGGAGUGCUCACUUUCGGCGCUCUCCCGGGCCCUCCUGUGUCUGUGUCGGAGCCGCCACCGCCGCUUCCUGGCCUGGUCUCCAGCAGCACAGUACCCCCCGUGGUCGCUGUGUCUACAGCCGCGCAGCCAUCUCAGGCCCCCGUGUCGGGGAGCACUGUGGCUAGUACAGGCGCUUUUCCUUCUGUCACAGUUUCAACCGCUGUAACCACCGCAGCAGGCGGUGCGAGCGCCCCUGGCCCAGGGCCUCCCGCCAUGCUGCCGCCGCAGGCCUCGGGCAGCACUGCUGGGGUGGCCGCUGCGCCUGUGGUUCCUGCCACCGUGCCAUUCCCGAGCACGGCCUCGCAGCCGCCCCUUCAGCUUAGCAGCAGCACCUCCGCUCCGACUCUGGCUGAAACGGCAGUGGUUAGCGCACACUCCCUGGACAAACCGUCACAUAGCAGUACAGCUGGGUUGGCCGUGCCUUUGUCUGCGCCUUCCUCCUCGCCCUCCCCAGGGACCGCAGUGUCUGGCUCUGCUGCUCUGCAUCCCCUGGUCCUCCCAUCCGCGGUGGCUUCUACACCCGUGCUUCCCCACGCAGCCGCACCGACGUGCACGCCUCUCUUACCGCAAGUGCCCGGCGUCCCGCCCCUGCUGCAGCCUGCCACCAGUGUGCCUGCCGUGCAGCAGACGCUCGUCCACGGCCAGCCCCAGCCAGCCCUGCUCCCCAGCCAGCCCCACGCGCACUGUCCGGACGUGGACGCCGACACGCAGCCAAAGGCUCCGGGCAUCGAUGACAUAAAGACACUGGAGGAGAAGCUGCGGUCACUCUUCAGCGAGCAUGGCUCGUCCCACGCCCCCGUCUCGCUGGAGACGUCACUGGCAGCAGAGGCCACGGUCACGCCAGGGGUCCCCACCACCGCUGUUGCACCGAGCAAACUCAUGACGUCUACGACGAGUACCUGCCUGCCACCAGCCAGCUUGCCACUGGGAACGGCGGGCUUGCCACUCACCACAGUGGGCACCGCGGGCACCCCUGGGCAGGCUUCUACCCCCAGCAGCUACGUGCCAGCCCCAGUCAGCACCGCAUCGGGAAUGAAACCAGCGACGACUCCCUCAAAGCCACCUUCAGCUAAGCCUCCGGUGCUGCCAGGGGGCACUGAACUUCCAGCUGGGGCUCUGUCCUGCGAGCAGCAGCCGCCGCCUUUUCCUGGACCCUCACAAACGCAGCAACCUCUAGAAGACCUUGAUGCCCAGCUGAGAAGGACACUUAGUCCAGAGAGCAUCACAGUGGCGUCUGCAGGAGGGCCAGUGUCGGUGGAGGCUCCGCCCGCGGUUACGGAAGCUGGCCCGCAGCCUCAGGAGCACGGCACAGAGGGCUCUGUCCUAGCCGGUGGCUCAGGAGCUGCUGUUCUUAAGAUGGGGCGAUUUCAGGUUUCAGUUGCCACAGAUGAUGUCCAGAAAGUUGGCAAAACUAAGCCAGAAGAUGUGAAGUCUGUCCACUUUGAGUCGAGCACGUCGGAGUCAUCCGUACUGUCGAGUAGCAGCCCGGAGAGCACGUUGGUGCAGCCAGGACCUGGCGGGGUGCCGGCCCCCGGGGUCCCCUCGGACGCUCCAGACAGCGCCCACCAAUCCCCUGCCUCAGAAACAACGCUGGAAGGGGGGCAGCCUACCAAGGUCGGGCGUUUUCAGGUGACAGCUACAGCCAGCAAAGUGGGUCGUUUCUCAGUGUCGAGAACUGAGGACAAGAUGGCAGAGGUGAAGCAGGAGUCGGCCGCAUCUCCUCCCUUCAGAGACUCUGCACACGCUGCUCUUCCCACCGCGAUACCAAAGAAAGACAAGCCGGAGCCAGCCCAGCCUUUACAUCUGAACGGGCCAUCCUCCGACCUGGAGGCUGCCUUUCUCAGCAGGGGCCUGGACGACGGCUCAGGCAGCCCGCAGUCCCCGCCUCACCUGUGCUCCAAGAGCCUUCCCAUCCAGAGUCUAAGUCAGAGCCUUAGCAACUCCUUCAACUCCUCUUACAUGAGCAGUGACAACGAAUCGGACAUUGAAGAUGAAGAUUUAAAGUCAGAGCUCCGGCGACUUCGGGAAAAACAUCUUAAAGAGAUUCAGGACCUACAAAGUCGCCAGAAGCAGGAGAUUGAAUGUUUGUACACCAAACUGGGCAAGGUGCCCCCCGCCGUCAUCAUUCCCCCUGCUGCCCCGCUCUCGGGGAGGAGAAGGCGGCCCACUAAAAGCAAAGGCAGCAAAUCGAGCCGCAGCAGCUCACUGGGGAAUAAGAGCCCGCAGCUCUCAGGGAACCUGUCUGGACAGAGCGGGGCCUCCGUCCUGCACCCGCAGCAGACCCUCCACCCCACCAGCAACACCUCCGAGACGGGCCACAGCCAGCUGCUUCAGCCUCUGAAGCCCUCGCCCUCCAGUGACAACCUCUACUCGGCUUUCACCAGCGAUGGCGCCGUCUCUGUACCAAGCCUUGCUGCGCCAGGUCAAGGCUGUGCGAAGUUUAGCUGUGCGUCUGAGCAGGUGGCGCUCAAGGCCGGUGGCCGGAGGACCCGAUUUCUGAGGACCAGCAGUACGAACACGGUCGGGGGCGCCACGAGCAGCCAGGCCGCGCAGGCGCAGCCCCCCGCCAUGACGUCCAGCAGGAAGGGCACGUUCACGGACGACCUGCACAAGCUGGUGGACAACUGGGCCCGCGACGCCAUGAACCUCUCAGGCCGGAGGGGCAGCAAAGGCCACAUGAACUACGAGGGUCCCGGCAUGGCGCGCAAGUUCUCGGCCCCCGGGCAGCUGUGCAUCUCCAUGGCCUCCAGCCUGGGCAGCUCGGCCCCCAUCUCCGCCGCCUCCGCCACGUCUCUGGGCCACUUCACCAAGUCCAUGUGCCCCCCGCAGCAGUACGGCUUCCCCGCGGCGCCGUUCGGCACGCAGUGGAGCGGCACGGCCGGCCCUGCGCCGCAGCCGCUCGGCCAGUUCCAGCCGGUGGGCACCACGUCCCUGCAGAACUUCAACAUGAGCAGUCUGCAGAAGUCCAUCAGCAACCCCCCCGGCUCCAACCUGCGGACCACCUAGCGCGCCCCGAGACGCGGGCCGAGGGCGUGCACUAACCGCCGACUCCCCGUCCCGCGCGGGGGUGUGCUCACUUCAUCCUGCGCCCUGCCAGAACCUCCUCCUCUUCCCUCCACCUGCGGGAGGCGGGAAGGAACGGCUUUCUUGUGGUGGGUGCCCCGCUGAGCUUUCCUGUCUGCGCUCGGGGUGGGGUGGGGUGAGGUGGGGGUGGACCAGCCUUGGGGUCACCCACCCGCACACCUCGGCCCUACCCCCUCCUCCCCACACCCAGUAAAAACUAGCAGGGCGCGCGGCCUCUCCCACAGGUCACUAGUGCUGUAGCGCGACGAGGAAACACUGUGAUACAAUGUUGUUGGACAACAGUAGUUUGAGAGAGUGAAGUGUGAAAGGUUUCAAAGGUUCACAGAAAGCGAGCUCUCCUCACCAGACGCUUUAACUUUUCCUUUGUAUCUCCAUUGUAUUAGAAGAAUAAAUGUGAAUGUAAAAUUGUAUAAAUCACCGCACUUGAAUACUUGUGUUCUCCCAGUACUGCUCGCUGGGGAUCUCAGUGCCUUGGACUUGGGGUGCCCCCGUCCCGAGCAGCAGCCACAUCCCAGACCCCAGGGGCGCGGAGGUGGUGACCCGGCGGCGGCGGCGGUGGCCUGAGCAGGUGGGAGCGGGGCCGGGCGGGCGGGGUGGGCAGAGGGCGGCAGCGCGUGUAUCAGCUGAGGGCCUGGGCCAGGGUAGCUCCGUGGGGCCAGGACCGGCGGGCACGGGUCCCAGCCGCACCGUGCCCCAGGCC
Messenger RNA from Dipodomys ordii (Ord's kangaroo rat), 8179 nucleotides. It is a transcript of the gene Wnk1, whose product is annotated as WNK lysine deficient protein kinase 1. Gene Ontology annotation, cellular component: cytoplasm; cytosol. The record is from RefSeq and is a predicted model, not a curated record. Gene Ontology annotation, molecular function: ATP binding; potassium channel inhibitor activity; chloride channel inhibitor activity. The transcript is spliced from 29 exons. Bases 1 to 7401 code for a protein of 2466 amino acids. Lineage: Eukaryota; Metazoa; Chordata; Mammalia; Rodentia; Heteromyidae. Gene Ontology annotation, biological process: negative regulation of sodium ion transport; intracellular signal transduction; positive regulation of potassium ion import across plasma membrane.